GGGCCGGGGUCGCCGCAGCGAAUCUGGCCUCAGCCCAGCUCCGGGGAUGGCGUUUGGCCACCGGCUCGGCGACGCUGGGCUCCGGGCUGGCGCCCGCUGCCCUCCCCCAGCCGGGCCUUGGCGUCGCUGCCCAACCUGCUGCCUUGUUUGUCUUCCUCCCGCGCCGCGCUCGCCCGUCGGACACGUCCCGAGCAAGGCCGCGGCUGGGGUCUGGGGCAGGAAGUGCCAACCCGGGCGACCCAGUCUUAGGGCAGGGAGAACUCCCCCGAUGCCAUCGUAGCCGCUCCCCCAGUUCAGCACCAUGUCGGAGGGCUGGGUGGACUGCCCCACCCUGGGGCCCGGAUGGAAGCGCCGCGAGGCCUACCGCCGAUCCGGGGCCACCUGUGGACGGACGGACACCUACUAUCAGGGCCCCAACGGCGAGAAAUUCCGCAGCAAGAUUGAGCUCACCAGGUUCCUGGGGCCCUCGCAGGACCUGACCAACUUCGACUUCAAGAACGGCGUGCUCCGCGACCCGCCUCCCAAGGGGGCUGGGACCCCACCUCCAGCCCCGCUCGCCUUGCGCCCCGUGCAGGUGAAGAAGGCUCAGAAGAGGCGCCUCUCGCUGUCGGAGCCAGACCCCCCAAACUCCCCUGAGCAGCCGCCCCCCAAACAGCAACCCGUGAAGCUGGAGCCCCCGGAGCAGCCGCCCCCGGAGCAGCGGCCUCCGCCCCUCCCGGAGCGACGCCCCCGGAAGCGCCCGGCGGCCCUGCUGGAAGCCCAGGAAUCGGCGCAGGAUGCCGUAGUGGCGUGCUGCGCCAGCUGCCAGAACUACUUCCCCGGGGUGACGCUGCCCAGCCAGAGACGCUGCCGCUGGCUGUGCCCGGACUGCCGAGCCCAGAGAAGAGACUUCAACAGGGAGCAGCGGUUCUUCAAGGUAAGGCCAGGCCUGGGGCUGGGGUGAGGGCCAGGAUUCCUGGGUUCUCUCCCUGGCUCUGGGAGGGGAGUCGGGUCUAGUGGAUAGAGGCGGG
Molecule: messenger RNA, 1010 nt
Organism: Chrysemys picta bellii (western painted turtle)
Lineage: Eukaryota; Metazoa; Chordata; Testudines; Emydidae
Source: RefSeq, a predicted model, not a curated record